AUGAGUGAAGCCGCCCGCACUUUCACCUUUCUGACUCAGGUCUUGUGGCCGGAGUCUUUGCAGAACUUGAUCUUCGGCCACUGUUUCAACCAGAAGCUUACAACUUGCCCCCCUCACUUGCACUCGCUGGAAUUGGGCGACUGUUUUGAUCAAGCCUGGAGCAGCAGUUUCCUCCCCAGCAGCCUACAAAGUUUGGUGCUGGGUUCAUCUUGCCGUUUCGAAGCAGUUUCCUCCCUGCCGGGUCUACAAGAGAUGGAGAUCAGUCCUUCUUUGGAUGCCUUGAGACAAUUGAAGUGGCCCAGCACAUUGACCACUUUGACCUUUGGCCGAGUGGCUGGCGGGCUGAAGGGUGGACCUUGGGGUGAGGAAGGGCUGUCAGCUUACAACAACCAGCUGACGGGUCCGAUUCCCCCUGAGCUUGGGCAGCUGAUGCGCUUACACGAGCUUGGACUCUCCGAAAAUCAGCUGACGGGUCGCAUUCCGGGCGAACUUGGCCGACUGAAGAACUUGGAAAGCCUCUCGCUGGACCAUAACCAACUGACAGGAGAGAUCCCACAUGAACUGAAUCUUUUGACUGGUGAGAUUCCCCGCGAACUUGGCCAACUCGAGAACCUGCAGGAACUCUUCCUCUAUUCAAACCGCUUCACUACAAUCUCAGUCGCAUUCAACUCGUCUGCUUUGAGACUCCUUGAUGCCAGUCGAAACCAUCUCAGAGGUGUUCUUGUGAUGCAACUCAUGACGCCGAAACUCCAAAUAUUGGAUUUGAGCCACAACAAGUUAGCUGGAGAGAUUUCCAGCAUUACAGAUUAUUUUUGUGCAUUAAAUCCCAGAGGCGGAGUCUUGCAAGAGCUGCGCUUGAAUCACAACAAACUCACAGGUCAACUACCGCCGUGCCUCAUGAAGUUUGAGAACUUGACUUUUCUAGCUCUCAAUGACAAUCGUUUCACUGGAACUUUGCCCGAAAUUGAAGCAUUAGAGCUUGCGGUCUUGACCCUGCACAGGAAUGGUUUUACGGGUUUUCUUCCAAAGACCUUGUACAGUCUGAGGCACCUUGGAGUUUUGACGCUUCAUGAAAACUCGAUCGGAGGAAGCAUUGAUGGCCUCAAUUUGAGUGUCCCGUGCCUGGAUAACUCCAGAUUCAGAAUAUUUGAGAUCGCCACCUGCCAAGAUUGCUUUGAGGCUUAUGCGGACUUAACAAGCCAUCAACUUCGACAAGCAGAAGCCAACUGCCCCAAACUCUUCAACACCUGCCCCACCAAAGGCCUGGUUAAUGUCACCUUGCACCGGAAUCGCUUCUCGUGUGCCAUUCCGAACAGUAUUAGCAACAUGCAUGUUUCUGGCUUGGUGAUGAUGGGGAACAUGCUCGGGGAUGGAAGCCCUUUGAAUGCUCCUUGGAUCUCGAAGGAAGAACAUCAACCCUUCCUCUACUAUUCUCCGAAUAUCUGGAAGUCCAAUGUGUUCAUCUUGACUGGUUUGUCCUUGAUGAUGACCAUUCUUCUUGUGUGCCAGCUCAUGCUUCGAAGAAGACUUCAAGAGCUGUCCCGACGAUUAGACUUGGACGCCAGAGAACUCUUGAUGUUUUGGUCACCCUAUGUUCCUUUACUUUGCCUGGGCAUUCUGGCUGCAGCCGUCACGAACCUAUUGAUGUUUGACCUCGGUACUCGCGUCUACCAUGUGGAACUCCCUUCAGACGAGGUCAACGAGGGUGCUGCAUUGUCAGCCUCAUACUUGCGGCUUGCAUUGAGAGCCGGAUCGCUGUUCCAGCUUUGGCAUGCAUUUAGCACCCAGAUGUUUGGACGAUAUUUGUUGCUGGCCGUUCAUCUGGCAGUCCUGGGACCCUGGGCGAAGUGCUUUCUGCCCGUGAGCUUUGUGAAGCGACGUCUUUGGACCUUAACUGAAAGCACUGAGGCGCAACUGAUUGAACUCACACGGAUGGAGAGUAUCUUUGUUGCCGCUGCACACUGA
Molecule: messenger RNA, 1965 nt
Organism: Durusdinium trenchii
Lineage: Eukaryota; Dinophyceae; Suessiales; Symbiodiniaceae
Source: the annotation of a GenBank genome assembly